Messenger RNA from Penicillium longicatenatum, 1098 nucleotides. RefSeq names its product sugar phosphate isomerase/epimerase family protein. The transcript is spliced from 2 exons. The record is from RefSeq and is a predicted model, not a curated record. The coding region runs from base 1 to 1098 and encodes 365 amino acids. Lineage: Eukaryota; Fungi; Ascomycota; Eurotiomycetes; Eurotiales; Aspergillaceae.
AUGAUCAGAAAAGCUCUCAACGUUUAUCAAAAAGUAGUAGCCGGCAAUAUGAAACCAAUAAGCCGCCAAUCACUAAAAAAAAUCCCCCUUUCCUACGCCUCCUGCUCAAUUGGCUGUGGACCAAACGACACACUCGGGCGCAAACUAGAGGCCAUCAGCAAUGCAGGAUUCGUCUCAAUUGAGCUUUCUUACCCUGAUAUUGUGGCAUUCGGCUCUCAGGUACUCGGAUACCCCGUUCAACCUGAUAAUUACUCCGUGCUCUUAGGUGUCGCCCGAGAUAUCCGCCGACUAUGCGACGCGAAUUCAUUGACAGUAAUGAUGCUGCAGCCAUUUGCGAAUUUCGAAGGAUGGCCGCAAGGAUCAGCCGAGCGCGAGGAAGCAUUUUCGAGAGCGAAGGGCUGGAUUGAGAUGAUGAAGGUUGUUGGGACUGAUCUUCUGCAGGUUGGCGCGACAGAUACACCCAAAGAGAAGAUAUCAACUUCCCGGGAUACCAUCGUCUCCGAUCUCCGUGAGCUAGGCGGUAUGCUAGCCAAGCAUAACUUCCGACUCGCCUACGAAAACUGGUGCUGGUCUACCCAUGCACCAGGCUGGAAAGAUGUAUGGGAGAUCGUGCACGAUGUGGAUCUCCCAAAUGUCGGUCUCUGUCUUGAUACAUUCCAAUCAUGCGGGAGCGAAUGGGGCGAUCCGACGACCUCGUCAGGAUUGAUCGAAACCGAAUCGCGUGAGCAGCUGCAGGCCAACUGGCAUUCAAGCAUGCAGCAGCUGGCAGCUACUGUCCCCGGCGACAAGAUCUUCCUAUUGCAGAUCUCCGAUGCGUAUAAAGUCUCGCCUCCGCUUGAAGACAAGGUCAGUGGAGGCUUACGUCCGCGUGGUCGCUGGAGCCAUGAUUUCAGGCCUAUGCCAUAUGAUGGAGGAUAUUUGCCAAUUGAAGAUUUUGCCAAAGCGGUUUUGCAAACUGGUUUUAGAGGGUGGUUCUCUCUGGAGAUCUUUGAUGGGGGACCUGAGGGUAAGGGGAGGUCAUAUGAAAUGAAUGAGUUUGCGAAGAAGGCUAUGGUCAAUACGCAGAAGCUUUUGGAUAAUUGUGCUACAGAGCCUUGA